GGUAUGCGCAGAGAACACGAAUGCCUGUAGCAUGCGUAAUGAGUUCAAACACUGAAUUGCUUAAGGAUGGCUAUUAAGAUUUAUAUUCGUGAAAAUAUGCAAGUUUCUUGGAUACCAAGAUGGAGUCUCUAUGCUGAUUAGUGAUUACCAAAAAUUAUGCUCACGGAAAUUAACGAAAAUGAUAGGAUCAGAUUUAUAUUCGUGAAAAUAUGCAAGUUUCUUGGAUAUCAAGAUGGAGUCUCUAUGCUGAUUAGUGAUUACCAAAAAUUAUGCUCACGGAACGAAAAUGAUAGGAUCAGACUCACUAGAAUAUUUACUUGAUCUGAUGUUAGCAUUUUUUGAAUAUAGAUGGGAAAUGUCCAGAAUAGUUUUACAAUUGAUCUGAUUUUAGAGUUUAUAGCCUGCAUGUUGAUCAGAUAAAGAUUCAACCUAGAUUAUAAACUACUCUACCACUGGCCAACUUACACACACUUAAUUAAUUGAUCCAUAUUUUGGGGGUGUUCAAUAAAUUGAAUCAAGAUUUUGUUACAAGUGAUAUUGAUCUGUUUUUUUUAUUGAAAUGAAGAUAUAUAAAUGAUGUGGAAUUAGAUUUGGUUUGUUUAAGUUUCUUAGAGCAUGGUAUUAAAUACCUAAUUGAAACUCUAAUUGGCAUUAGUGAAUAGUUGGAGGAUUAAAAAACGUAACUAGGAAAGGUCAGUUCAAUAUAUAAACAUCUAUGAUGGAAACUUAUUCCUAUUUCAAAUACAGAGGUGGGAGAAAAAGAUGAUAGUGAAAGAGAGAGGACAACGGCUGGGAAUAAUAUUGGAGUAUUAUUCUCUUGAAAGUUCAAGCAUAAAGUAUUAAUUUAACAGGUUAAUUAAUUAUGUAUUGAUCUUCAUAAAUUAUUUAUGACCUAAUGGGUAUAUUUUAUCAACUGCAAUUGAUUGUGUAUUAUAGCAUUAGUUAAGUAGGUUGAAAAGUUGAAAUUUUCAAUGCAAGCUACGAAUGGAUAAACAAGUCAGAUUCGAAUUACAUAAAAGUAAAUAAAGAAACUCUUAAUCCAUUGCAUAGUGUAAACACACUUUAGUAAAACUUUGAUCAAUAUUGGACUAGGUAAAAAAUUGUCCAAGAAAAUUUAUAAAUUCAUAGGUAUACGUUGGUUGUGUGAGUAGUAUUAAAAUUACUUACAUGAAAUAUGGAAGUGAAAAUAGUUAAUUACUCCUUAUUUAAAGAUUUUAAAUUUACCAAACUUCAUUAUUUAACUAUAUUAUUUUUUAUUAAAUAUGGAUAAAGAAAUUCUUACACCCUAUCUCCAGUCCUUCACCAAUGGCUAAGACUCCGCCACAUGUCAACUUCUGAUUGGCUAUGUUAUAGAUCGCCCAUACACAGCUUUAGCUCCUUUCUACUGCUCUCGUAACUCCAAUAGCAUCUACACUUCCAUUAGUCCCCCCCCCCCUCUCUAAACCAGAGAAAAAAAUUAGGAAAUUGAUCACGAGAUCAUGAGCAGCGACAGCUGGAGCCUAACGGCCAAGCCGUGCGACUCAUGCAAGGCGGUGCCAGCCACCGUAUUCUGCCACGCUGAUUCCGCCUUCCUCUGCGCUGCCUGUGAUGGUGAAAUCCACUCCCCCGCGAACAAGCCGGCUCGCCGUCACGCGCGUGUCUGCAUUUGUGACGUCUGCGAGCAGGCGCCAGCCACCGUCACCUGCAAGGCCGACGCUGCCUCGCUCUGCUCCACCUGCGAUGCCGACAUCCACUCUGCCAAUCCCCUCGCCCGCCGUCACGAGCGCUUCCCCGUCGUCCCCUUCUUCGAUACAGCCCCCGCCAGAUCCCCCAACUCCGCCGAGGAGGCGGCCGAGGCGGCAUCUUGGCUCCUGCCCGACCCGAAUAGCAAGCCCGUCGAUGAAUCCAAGUCGCCUGAGUUGAACAAAUCCACGGAGUAUUUAUUUGGCGAUAUGGAUCCGGACCCGUACCCGGAUCCGGACCUUGAUCUAAUAAUCAUGGAGCAGAAAACCGGUCGUGAUACUACUAUCGAAGGUAAGAAACAAUAUUCGGCGGAUGGAGUUGUGCCGGUUCAAACCGAGAGAGAAUUCGGGUCGGAUUUGUACCCGGGUCCAGUAGUGGAUGGGUACCCGACUUACGAUGUCGAGUACCCGGUUUUGAAGCCGUUUAUGUAUAACUUCACCUCACAAUCCAUUAGCCAAAGCGUGUCGUCUUCGUCCUUAGAAGUAGGGCUGGUGCCGGACCAUAACGCCAAUGCUGACGCACCCAAGGCCGAAGCUGUCCCCGCCCCCCUCUCGAGAAUCGAGAGGGAGGCGAGGGUGUUGAGGUACAAAGAGAAGAGGAAGAACCGAAGGUUUGAUAAGACGAUCCGGUACGCCUCUAGAAAAGCCUAUGCAGAGACAAGGCCGAGGAUCAAAGGGAGAUUUGCUAGGCGGCUGGAGCUUCAAGUCGAGGCCGAUGCAUCAUAUGGCGUUGUCCCGACGUUUUAGCCAUGUGCUAGUUGUGUGUGGCAAAAUGAUAUGGGUGCUAGUUGGACUUGUUGUUUGUGUACAUACUUGUAGGAGGGUGGUUGUUUGCUCAUCGAUGCAUUGUUUUCAGCUAUCGAUUUUGUAGGUUGUUUCAUUUUGGUGUGAUGUGAAUAAAAGUUCUAAUCUUUUCUAAUUAA
Molecule: messenger RNA, 2644 nt
Organism: Salvia splendens (bonfire salvia)
Lineage: Eukaryota; Viridiplantae; Streptophyta; Magnoliopsida; Lamiales; Lamiaceae
Product: zinc finger protein CONSTANS-LIKE 3
Exons: 2
Coding region: 1479-2468 (329 amino acids)
Biological process (GO): regulation of photoperiodism, flowering; regulation of flower development
Cellular component (GO): nucleus
Molecular function (GO): protein binding; zinc ion binding; DNA-binding transcription factor activity
Source: RefSeq, a predicted model, not a curated record